Molecule: messenger RNA, 2120 nt
Organism: Acomys russatus (golden spiny mouse)
Lineage: Eukaryota; Metazoa; Chordata; Mammalia; Rodentia; Muridae
Product: phosphatidylinositol N-acetylglucosaminyltransferase subunit A-like
Exons: 1
Coding region: 374-1843 (489 amino acids)
Biological process (GO): GPI anchor biosynthetic process
Cellular component (GO): glycosylphosphatidylinositol-N-acetylglucosaminyltransferase (GPI-GnT) complex
Molecular function (GO): phosphatidylinositol N-acetylglucosaminyltransferase activity
Source: RefSeq, a predicted model, not a curated record
GGAAUAGUGGAAUCUACACUGAGAAGAGGGUGCUCAUGGAGGAAAGACCUACAUAACCACAAGGAAGGUCAAGAAAAAAAAGUGAAGGACCAUUUGAGCAUUACUACCCUUCACUAAGGAGAACACUGAAUGUAGUAUGAACUCCAAGUGACAGAAGACACACUUAACGAGGGCAGGUUUGAGACAGGGUUUCUCUUAUAGUCUUGGCUGUUCUGGACUCACUUUGUAGACCAGGUUGGCCUCGAACUCACAGAGAGCCACCUGCUUCUGCCUCCCGAGUGCUGGGAUUGAAGGCGUGCACCACCAUGCCUGGCUCAGAAGACACAUUUCUUAACUGGCUUACAUUGGGAACUGAUUCUUGAACCAACUCAGCAUGGCCUAUAAAGGAGGUGGGCAUGGCCAGCCUCCCUCAGUGAGGCCUUCCCAGUUUAGCUCUCGAAAUCUUUCCAAUAACAGGACCCCUUCACAUAAUAUAUGCAUGGUGUCAGACUUUUUCUACCCAAACAUGGGAGGUGUGGAAAGCCACAUUUACCAGCUCUCUCAGUGCCUCAUUGAGAGAGGGCACAAGGUUAUAAUUAUCACCCAUGCUUAUGGAAAUCGAAAAGGCAUCCGUUAUCUCACCAAUGGCCUCAAAGUUUAUUAUUUGCCUCUCAAAGUCAUGUACAACCAAUCUACAGCCACGACUCUCUUUCACAGUCUGCCAUUGCUCAGGUACAUAUUUGUUCGGGAGAGAGUUACAAUCGUCCAUUCUCACAGUUCUUUUUCUGCCAUGGCCCAUGAUGCUCUCUUCCACGCCAAGACAAUGGGGCUUCAGACAGUCUUCACGGACCAUUCCCUUUUUGGAUUUGCUGAUGUCAGCGCUGUGCUUACAAACAAGCUUCUAACUGUGUCUCUUGGGGACACAAACCACAUCAUUUGUGUCUCUUACACCAGUAAGGAAAACACUGUACUAAGAGCAGCACUGAAUCCUGAAAGAGUGUCCGUCAUUCCUAACGCUGUAGAUCCUACUGACUUCACCCCAGGACCACUUAGGAAGCCCAGCAGUAUGGUAACUAUUGCUGUCAUCAGCAGACUCACUUACAGAAAAGGCAUCGAUCUGCUCAGUGGCAUAAUACCUGAACUCUGUCAGAAAUAUCCUGAGCUAACCUUCUUAAUUGGAGGAGAGGGACCAAAGAGUAUCAUUUUGGAAGAAGUACGGGAAAGAUACCAACUACAUUCCAGGGUGCAUCUUUUGGGAGCUUUAGAACACAAGGAUGUCAGAAAUGUCUUAAUCCAAGGACAUAUUUUUCUUAACACCUCCCUGACUGAAGCCUUCUGCAUGGGUAUCCUGGAAGCUGCCAGCUGUGGUCUACAGGUCGUCAGCACCAAGGUUGGUGGGAUUCCUGAAGUCCUUCCGGAGAACCUUAUUAUUUUAUGUGAGCCUUCGGUAAAAUCUUUGUGUGAAGGGCUGGAAAAAGCUAUUUCCCAAGUGAAGUCAGGGACAUUGCCAGCUCCAGAAAAUAUCCACAGAGUAGUAAAGGCUUGCUACACCUGGCGGAACGUGGCAGAGCGAACUGAGAAGGUGUAUGAGAGGGUGGCAAAUGAAACCGUGCUGCCGAUGCACAGGAGGCUGAACAGGCUCACCUCUCACUGUGGCCCAGUCACAGGCCACAUUUUUGCUUUGCUGGCUGUGUUCAGCUAUCUCCUCCUCUUGUUCCUGAGAUGGGUCACUCCCGAUUCGGUCAUUGAUGUGGCAAUAGAUGCCACUGGGCCAAAGGGAGUUUGGACAUAUCAAUAUCCUCAUGAUACAAAAGAUGAGAUUGAUGAGACAUCGAAAGCAGGUAGAAGCGAGCCUGAAUUAUAAACUUUAGACAGGUCUAGCGAUACAGUUGAAAAUAAAUAACCUUGUUCUUUUGUCUGGGACUUCAAAGUGAACUUGGUAAGUUAUAUCACCUCUGUAGCACUAGCUGUUUCACUUGAAGAAAACUAAACACUCACAAUCCCUGAGCAUGGAAGCUCCUCACACUUCUGUACACUUCAGAGAGAAGUCUGGCCCCUCAGGUGUGAAAGCUUCUGAUUACUGACAGCCUCCAGUGGAGAUGGUUCAACAUUAUGUUUUGGGAGCCUUGGGUGCUGGGUCU